Messenger RNA from Paracoccidioides brasiliensis Pb18, 3456 nucleotides. RefSeq lists its product as uncharacterized. The transcript is spliced from 2 exons. The coding region runs from base 1 to 3456 and encodes 1151 amino acids. Gene Ontology annotation, cellular component: nucleus; proteasome regulatory particle, base subcomplex; cytosol. The record is from RefSeq and is a predicted model, not a curated record. Gene Ontology annotation, molecular function: polyubiquitin modification-dependent protein binding. Gene Ontology annotation, biological process: proteasome-mediated ubiquitin-dependent protein catabolic process.
AUGCACCCAGAGCCCUCCCGAACUUUUCUCCCUGCAACCAACGAAAGCCAGUCUCCCCUAUCUCAGCCCAAUUCUACCCAAUAUGGACUUCGACAGCAUGAUGAAAUCCUCCAGAACUAUUUCUCUCAUGAGAGUAGCUGGGACGGAAGUUGCAAUCCCAGCCCUGCAGACGCAUCUGAUGGCGCUGGCCCAACACCUCUACCAAACCAAAUUUCGCGACAGCCGAGCCCCACCGGGCCAGUGAAGUCUGUGUCUCCUGUAGAUCGCAUCAUCAAUCAUGAGAAUGCCUUCAAUCCACCUUCGAGGAGGGCUAAAGAGUUCGAAUUCAGAGUCUUCCCUUCUAGGAAUAAUGGAAUCAGUGGUCAAACUCUGGACCAGUUCCCUAAUGAGGUUCUGACCCAUAUCUUGUCUCACCUUCCACCUUCGUCGCUGUCAUCAAUGAGCCUUGUUAGUCGCCGAUUCCACAACCUCGUUACCACCCCCCAUGCCUGGAGAAUCGCAUUUUCACGCUAUUUUCGAGGUCCAGCAAGCCUGAGUGCGGAUAGAAAUACGGAUGACUACGAGCUUAUUUUGGCACAGAGGCGUGCCUUUUGCCGAUUGACAGCUCUAGCAUCUUGGCGAAAUGAGUACAUUUUCAGAACCAGACUGCUGCAAGCUCUUUCUCGGGGCAAACCUGCAGAAUUAAAAUCCUCUCUACAGCUUGGCUCACCGAGACAGCAGCCCGCUCAGAAUUCGAGAUCUGUAUUUACGUACAGCUCGAUGUGCAUGUAUCCCAUUACCCAUGUUGACGCAACUUUCGGAUCACCGCUGAACAAUAAGCCUCCUCUCUGUAUCCAUGGUGCAGCCGAACAAGGCGUUGCUUCUAUGAGUGAUCCUAGCUCUGGAAAAACUGGAAUUGGCUCCUGGGGUCUAUCCAGUCGUCAAAUUUUUAAACACUUUUCAGAUAUUUUCCCAGGAGAAGCGGGGUGGGGUCUGGGACCUGGUAACAUGGUUGGGAUGCCCAAUGUUAUGGAUGUAAGCCAGCCCUAUGGAAUGGUGUACGGAGAAGCCUGCCCACAGGGUAGAAUCUAUUAUUUACCGUCAAAUGAAAAGCAUGGUCGUUUUUUGUCUGGAGAAGACGUCACUCCUCAACCCCAUCUCGGGAUCCCCAGUAUCAGCACAAUCGGCACUGCGAUCUGCUCUGUCUGGAUAGCCAAAUCCCCCCAAAUACUCAAGAUAACAAAUGGCCUAUGUGGCAUUCUUUGCGGUUCCUCAUUGGGCAUCCUGACUGCAUAUGCUUUAGGACCAAACCCUUCAUACGAUCAGCGGUUCGAACGUGGCCAGGUAACUGCCAAAUGGGUUCUGUGUCCCGGAGUUCCUAUAAUAGCGAUCAACGUGGAUGAAAAUUAUUCUGCCAGGCGCUACACUCAGCAACGAAUUUGGGCUGUUAUCUUAAAUGCCCUAGGGGAAGCGUUUUACUUGACGGAUAUUCCACAUCAGCCAGCGUUGAAACCCAAGUCCAGCACAGAAACUCUUGAGCGUUUGGCUUGGGAGACUGGAAGAACCGUGCGUUGGGAACUUAUUGAACCUUCCCGGCGAGUUGCACGACCCGAUCCUUUUAAUAGACUUAUGGCGGAUGGUAGCUACAGUCCAAGAUCCUCCUCGAAUUUCAUGGGACUGAUCUCAGAUCAAAUCUAUGCGGAAACAAAAGAGAUAGAGAACUUUCUUACAUUUAAACCAAAACAUUUCAGAAAGGUGUGCGAAGGUUGGGACAUGAGACGAAGGUUGGAGGUUGACUUUGCUGGCGACAAUUAUCGUAAUUCUGGAGAGUCCGUUGUUAUCCUCGACUGCGGGUUUGGAGAAAACCGGACCUCCUCUAUUCGAAGAUACUUGCGGCUGAAAGGGCCUGCUCCUACUUCUCAGUUGUCUGACGAGGCGGACCCUUCCAUACCUCGGCCUCAAACCCGAUCAAUUUUUGGUGGCAGGUCGACCUCCAGUUCAUCAGUGUUUUCGACUCCGUCACGGAAUUCCGAAUCGUUUUCGGGAAUGGAUGCCCCCGUUACUACUCAGUGGCGAAUGUCGGAUUUUGUUUUCGAUGAGCAUAAGCCUCCUCAAAUCACCACUAGCGCCAUGGAUAAAUCGACUUUUGCGCAAUUGACUACGUUUGAAGAUCCUCUACUUGGCAUGUGUGGAGGUUCCGCGAUCUCAUCUAAAUUAUCUUUUCCUCAAACGCAGUCGAGCCAAGUAUCGUCUCCAGCAGAUAUUCCGGGAGAACGCGCUUGCUAUAUGGCUAUUGGUACCUCCACGGGGUCACUUUAUGUUUGGAAUAUAAGAGCAGCAGCUUCUCAGAUGCCAGAUAUCACAAACAAGAUUUCACCGAUUCGAAUUAUCCAGACGGAUUCCCCACAGGUAUCUUGUGUUGCUCUGACAUCUCUGUAUCUCGUCCAUGGUGGGAGCGAUGGCUUAGUUCAAGCCUGGGACCCGCUCGCCUCGUCCAUGCAACCGAUCCGCACGCUCAACUCUCGUUUUUCAUCGGGAGCUCGCCGCCGUCUUGUCCAAGCCGAGACAUCAACGCAAGGGGUGGGCCACAACUCUUUUGCUGCAGGUGCGAUUUAUUUGGAUCCUGACCCAACAGUGCUGCGCGGCAUAGUCUCUCUUGGGAGCCAUCUUCGCUACUGGUCAUACAGCUCAUCAGCAGCCGAUCAAUACAAGAGCACCAAACGUCGACUACGCUAUUCACGUCGAGGACAUAACUCUUCCUCUGUCACCCAGCGAUUUACAAGUAGCGGCAGGGGAGCGCUACAGGACUACAUUGAAAGUGAAAGAUACGAGCUAGAGCAACAAAAGAAAGCUGACCAAAAGGAAAGAGAGCUUUUGAGCGGCCGGUUUGGUGUAGACCUUCUGGGACCCGAUGCUACUGAAGAGGACUUAAUUGCUUAUGGGCAAAUGCUGAGCGAGGAGUCGUAUACGAGUGAUGAACGCAAGAGGAAGGGUAACGAGGGUGGUGUGGAAAGUAGUUCUUCGAGUGAAACUAUAACUCCAAACGAGAAGUUUGACUCAAACUCAAACCCAGACGCAACCUUGGCCUUUACGACCUCUUCGUCGCCUAGUUUCGAAACCGUUGCUGAAGAGUUAGAUCCUGAUAUUGCUGAAGCGAUUCGUUUUAGCCUUCUCGACGAAUCUUUUGCGUCGUCAUCCAAUGCUCCAUUCAAAUUCAUGAGCUCGUCUGGGAACAGUAUAUCUAGCUCCUACCCUUCCCCAGGAAAUGACGAAAGCACUAUGGAACGGGAGCUUGGCGAUUUGGAAUUUGCCAUUCAGCUGAGUCUUGCUGACCAAGAGGGUCGUGAAGGGAAUGGUUAUACUGACUCUGGCUCUGUUUCUGCUUCUUGGGGUGAGGAGGGAGACUUCCCCGCUUCUGAAACGGAAACAGACGUAGCAUUGCCUAGUAAAGGCAAGGGGAAAGCCAGCACACUGUAA